AUGCUUCUGAAAUUUGUUCAAAGUGUGGCUUUUUUGGCGGCUUUUGCCGUCGCCGUCCCUGCUCCUCAACUGGCGGCUACGGGGACGGAGACAGAAACCCCUUCUCGCCCUGAGGCUGCCCUUCGACCUUUGUGGACAGACGGAAUGCCUACUCGACCAGACGUUGGAGAUAUUAUGCCCACUGGGCCUGACAACGAGACUGAAUCGACAAAUGACCUUACUAUCAUGGCCACCAUCCGCGACCAGUACAAGUUCUGGAAAGGAAAUGGAAAGAACUGGCCGAAGAUGGCAGCAUGGGGUAACUUUGACCAGCUUUGGAGUGCGAACCUCCCCCUAAUGCGCCAGUCUUGCGGUUGGAAUGGCUGGGGUGCUAACAACAAUAACAACGAGAUCAACUACAUGAAGACCGCCAUCAAGCAGGUCGCUAAGGAGUCUGGUGUUGAGUCGCGUUUCAUUCUGGCCAUUAUCAUGCAGGAAACUGCCGGCUGCGUUCGAGCACCCACUACAGCAAAUGGUGUUAGAAACCCUGGUCUCAUGCAGUCUCACAACGGCUCCGGUACGUGUGCUGGCAAGAACCCUUGCCCGAAUAAGCAGAUUCUACAAAUGAUCCGAGAUGGCACCUCUGGCACCAAGUCAGGCGACGGGCUCAAGCAAUGCCUAACCAAGGUCAAGAAGGUUAUUACCAACGCUCCAUACAGGGCCACUUUUGCUGCUGCUCGCAAGUAUAACAGCGGUUCAGUCGAUUACAACAACCUUAACAACCCCUUCACGGCCAGGAAGUGCUACUCUUGUGAUGUUGCCAACCGGCUGACCGGCUGGACCAAUGCGAAGAGGACUUGCUCUUAA
This is a messenger RNA of Clonostachys rhizophaga, 846 nucleotides long. NCBI's taxonomy places the organism in Eukaryota, Fungi, Ascomycota, Sordariomycetes, Hypocreales, Bionectriaceae. The record is from the annotation of a GenBank genome assembly.